AUGAGCCCGGCCUCUGUGACCCUGGCCAGCGCCCUGCAGGUCAGGGGCGAAGCUCUGUCGGAGGAGGAAAUCUGGUCCCUCUUGUACCUAGCUGCGGAGCGGCUCCUGGAAGACAUUCGUGAAGAUUCCGCGGACUAUGUGGUCUGUCCCUGGUCAGCCCUUCUGUCUGCAGCCGGAAGUCUUUCUUUCCAGAACCACAUUUCUCACAUAGAGGCUGCUCCUUUCAAGGCCCCUGAACUGCUACAGGAACAGAGUGACGAUGAACAGCCCGACGCAUCUCAGUGUCUGGAGGUGAAAUGUGACAUUAUGUCAACGGCAGGAGCUGUCUUCAGUGCUGUCAUGUCUUUUGUCAACCUUGGGGAGCUCACCUGCUUUGGCUUGGCUUACAUGAAAGAGCUCAGGGCUGUGGGUGUGAAGGGGUGGAGUCUGUCUGACUGCCCUUCCCUCUCUGUUUCAGACAAAGAGUUCUUUUUCUUGGACGAUGAAACCAGGCUGUGCAAAAUAGCCCCCGAAGGCUGGAGUGAGCAGCCCCAGAAGAAGGCCUCCUCGAAUACCUUCACACUCUUUCUGAGGAUAAAGUUCUUUGUCAGUUGCUGUGCACAGCUCCAGAACAGCCAUGCAAGGCACCAAUUUUAUCUGCAGCUUCGGAAAGACAUCCUGGAGGAGAAGCUGUACUGCAAUGAUGAGACGCUGCUGCAGCUGGCGGUCCUUGCCUUACAGGCUGAGUUUGGCAACUACCCCGAGGAGCAGAUAGAGAGUAAAGCUUAUUUUCGAGUUGAAGAUUACAUCCCAGCGAGUCUAAUUGAGAGGAUGACUGCUCUCCGGUUGCAAGUUGAAGUCUCGGAGAUGCACCGUCUCAGUCCUGUUCUCUGGGGAGAGGAUGCCGAGCUGGAGUUCUUGAGGGUCACUCAGAAACUCCCAGAAUAUGGUGUGCUGGUUCACCGAGUCCUCCCAGAGAAGAUGACACGAGAAAGGGAGAUGGCCUUGGGGAUCUGUGCCAAGGGCAUCAUAGUGUACGAAGUGAAAAACAACAGCAGAAUUGCAACUUUACGCUUUCAGUGGAGAGAAAUUGGCAAGAUUUCUACUUGUCGAAAGAAGUUCACCAUCACAAGUGGCAUCACUGGGAAAAAGCACACGUUUGUCACUGAUUCAGCCAAGACCUGUAAAUAUUUACUGGGACUCUGCUCUGCCCAGCAUGGAUUUAAUGCCCAGAUGAGCUUCCUGCCAGUUGCAGCUGUUUCAGACCAUGAUAAGUGUGUGCAAAUGGCCAAUACGAGUCUUGCACACCUGGCCCAGUCUCAGCCUCUCACUUGGAUUCAGCGGCUGUCGGACUCGGAAAACGCGCUGUUCACACCCGCACCCCGGCCAGAAGCCACUGCAGGGGGCCUGCGGCGCUUGUCUCUGGAUAACUUCACCUUGGAAACCAGCAAGGAGACUGCGGCACGGGGGAUCCGAGGCAGGUGGGUUUAACACAUCUGUUCUCUAAGCCCAUGCCACCUGGUACUUGGCCCUCCGGGGCACUCUGUACCUGAAGAAGUUACUUAAAAGAUGUCGGUCGGAUAUCUAAGGGGAGUAUAUGGUCACUCAACUAUCAGCCAGUUCCAUGGAGAUUUCCUGAAGACCGGCUCUGGGCAAAGUCUAUGCUAAUGUCUACAGGGCGGACACACCAUCCCCCUGGGCUGCUCUAUGUUGUUCUGGUGGAGAAAGAACUAGGUGAUGGAAGAGGACAAAGUAAACAAGUUGUCAUUAGCCUGUUUGGCCUUAUCAUGAGCCAAGUACUGUUCUAAGCACUUGCACACAUCAACUGAUUUUACCCUCACCACCCUGCGAAGAGGUUUCUGUGGUUUUUCCAGGUGUACAGGGGACAAAAUGGAGAGUUUGGGCUUUGAGCCCAUCUGGCCCUGGCGUCCACACUCCUAACCUUUAUACUACGCUGUCUCUCUACUGAUGGAUUGCUUGUCAUUUGAUUUGCAACUGAAAAUAAUGAGCUUCUAAACACAAAUUUACAUUAUAACACAUGGAUCCGUAAAUGUAGAAAUAGCUUCGAAGUUGAAUUACACUUACAUGGCAAGUUAUAUAAAUAGCUUGGAUUCACAGGCAGCACAUGACCAAUGGAGGUUUUCUGGAGGAGGUGUUUUUCUGGAAUGAGUUAUACAUUUGCUUCAGCAAGAGGGUACGGAUAAUUCGUCCGAACUGCAAUGUAUGUAUGUACCUACCUAUCUAUCUAUAAUUCUUUUCCAUAUAAAUA
Molecule: messenger RNA, 2248 nt
Organism: Panthera uncia (snow leopard)
Lineage: Eukaryota; Metazoa; Chordata; Mammalia; Carnivora; Felidae
Product: FERM and PDZ domain-containing protein 2-like
Exons: 9
Coding region: 1-1470 (489 amino acids)
Cellular component (GO): cytoskeleton
Source: RefSeq, a predicted model, not a curated record